This is a messenger RNA of Mauremys reevesii (Reeves's turtle), 928 nucleotides long. Its product is annotated as C-C motif chemokine 3-like. Lineage: Eukaryota; Metazoa; Chordata; Testudines; Geoemydidae. Gene Ontology annotation, biological process: positive regulation of GTPase activity; inflammatory response; lymphocyte chemotaxis. Bases 497 to 895 code for a protein of 132 amino acids. The record is from RefSeq and is a predicted model, not a curated record. The transcript is spliced from 4 exons. Gene Ontology annotation, molecular function: chemokine activity; CCR chemokine receptor binding. Gene Ontology annotation, cellular component: extracellular region.
GAUACACGUGCCACACGCGUCUGUCUGGUGUGCACAAGAGUCUCAUUCCUUGGAGGCCAUUUCGAUGCCUACCUACCGGAUCUGUGUGUGCAGCUAGGUAUUUAGUGGCCGGAUUCUGCUUGCUGACACAUGGGUGUAAAUCUGGAGUCUUUCCAUUGGAGUCCAAGAAACUUAACUGCAUUUACACCAUGAAACGACAGCAGGAUUUUGCUCCUGGACAUCUAAACAGCUUGACCUGCACCCCAAAAAUACUGUGAGGGUAUCACCCUCCCAAGGGGGUGGGGCUUUCUCCUCCUCUCGCAUCCUGGACGCAUAACAGGGAAAUGAAGCUGCUACUUCUGCCACUGCAGCGUUUCAGGCCCAGAGAGCGAGUUAGAGACCUGAGCGUGGGGACAUAGGUAUUAAUAGAUGAUAAUGAACGAAUGGAAUAAGUAUUCAUCCAACAUGGAAAUUCCAGCACCAUCAUGGGAAUCCCUGCUGAGGGCUAUAAAAUACCAUGGCCGGCGAGGGGGAAGCCAGACCAUUCUCGGCCACCCCAACCUGCCAGAAUCUGCCUGCUGCUGGUGCCAGAGCCGAGACACCCCGCCUGGAAAUGAAGGUUGCCUCCUUAGCCCUUGUAACACUGCUCCUUGCGGCUCUCUGGAUGGAAGCCCAGUCGUUCAGCUUUGAUAGGAAACCCAACACAUGCUGUUAUGCAAGCAAUUUUGUCCGAAAACCGAUCUCCCCGCAACUGAUCCGGAGUGACAGACCCACGGAUCGGAGAUGCUCCCGCCAGGCCGUGAUUGUGGUGCUGCGGAGGGGGAAGGAAGUCUGUGUCGAUCCCAGUGCAGAAUGGUUCAAGACGUACAAAGAAAACCAGAAAAACUCCUUAAAGAAACAUGGCCUCCGGGUCUGAGACAGCAGCAGCUGGACACGAUCUCAGUUUCAC